This is a messenger RNA of Daphnia pulicaria, 2570 nucleotides long. RefSeq names its product protein SDA1 homolog (gene Mys45A). Gene Ontology annotation, biological process: ribosomal large subunit export from nucleus; ribosomal large subunit biogenesis. Bases 139 to 2469 code for a protein of 776 amino acids. The transcript is spliced from 17 exons. The record is from RefSeq and is a predicted model, not a curated record. Gene Ontology annotation, cellular component: nucleolus. NCBI's taxonomy places the organism in Eukaryota, Metazoa, Arthropoda, Branchiopoda, Diplostraca, Daphniidae.
UUGUCAUAGCUACACUGUUUCCAAACACGUGGUGGAGCUCUACAACGCAAAACGUACCCUCCUCAGUUUCUUCCAAGCUUGUUUAAAAAGCUUGUAAAACAUAUCAGUUGUUUAACUAGUGUGACUUUUUCAUUUAAAAUGGUGAGACACAAUAAUCAGCUUCCUACAAAUUUACCGCAGUUACAGAACUUGCUUAAGCGAGACCCAGCGUCAUACAAAGAUGAGUUUAUGCAGCAGUAUCGCCAUUACAUUUCAACAAAAUUGGUCUUUGAAAUGAAACCUGAUCAGUAUAAUAAAGAUCUGGAUGAUUUAGUAAUGUUUCUAGCUCAGGUGUCUCAUUGCUUUCCUCAAGAUUUGGUUGGAUAUGCUCAAGAACUAAUGGAUAUAUUACAGCGACAUCCAACCACUCUACACCCUGACAUGAGAAAAACAUUCUGCAGAGCACUUAUCUUACUGCGUAACAAGAACCUGAUUUCUCCAACAGCUUUGUUGACUUUAUUUUUCCAGCUUCUUCGUUGCCCUGACAAGGAACUGAGAGCUUUCUUAAAAAAUCACAUCAUUACAGACAUUAAGAAUGUGAACUCAAAAUCAAAGAAUAUUAAGCUGAAUAAUGUUCUCCAAAAUUUCAUGUUUGCAAUGCUUAAAGAUUCAAAUGUCACUGCAGCAAAGAUGUCUUUAGAUGUAAUGAUUGACCUUUACAAGAAAAAUAUCUGGAAUGACCAAAAGACUGUUAAUGUUAUUGCUACUGCAUGUUUGUCAAAAACUACAAAGAUCAUGGUUGCAGCUUUGCAAUUUUUUAUGGGUUCUGACGAAAAAGAAGAAGAUUCAGAUAGUGACGCAGAGGAUGAUAACGUCAUUAUCAAGGAAGUCGGUAUGGCCGCUCGAGUGAACAAGAAGUCCCGAAAGCGCGAAAAACAAAUGGAGAGAGUGAAGAAGACUUUAAAGAAACGCAGCAAUUCCAAGAAGGCCCCUGUUUUUAACUUCUCCGCCAUACACUUGGUCCGGGAUCCCCAAAGUUUCGCCGAACAGUUGUUUAAACAUGUGGAAGGGAUGAACGAGCGGUUUGAAGUGAAAGUCAUGGCUUUGGAUGUGAUUUCGCGUCUGAUAGGAAUCCACCAGUUAUUCAUCUUUAAUUUCUACCCGUACUUGAAUCGUUUCUUACAGCCACACCAGAGAGAUGUUACAAAAAUGUUGCUGUUUGCUGCACAGGCUUCCCACGAGCUGUUGCCACCUGAUGUUCUAGAGUCGGUUGUGAGUGCCAUUGUCAACAAUUUCGUAACAGAGCGGAAUUCCGCAGAAGUAAUGGCUGUGGGGUUGAACUCGAUAAGAGAGAUUUGUGCCAGAUGCCCACUGGUAAUGAACGCUGAAUUGCUUCGUGAACUUGUCGAGUACCGUACUUCUAAACAGAAAAGUGUGAUGAUGGCCUCUAGGUCUAUUCUGCAGUUGUAUCGCAUCAUUAACCCGGAAAUGCUGCCGCGCAAAGAAAGAGGGCGGCCGACCGAAGCUAUGAGCGAGUUGGCUAUCAGAGCUUACGGAGCUGUGGAUGCCAAGGAUUAUAUUCCUGGAGCAGAGGCACUCAAUCCGGAUAUUGAAGGUGCUGCCGCGGAUGACGAAAAGGAAGAGUCGGCAGCCGAAGAUGAAAGUGAUGGAUGGGAGGAUGUAACUCAAUCCGAUGACGAAGGAUGGGUCAAUGUUUCUCAUUCGGAUGACGGCGAAGAGGUUGGAAGUGACUCGGAAGCCGAUGGCAGCGACCAAGAAGACGACGACGAUGAAGAAGUCGACAGUGAUGAAGACGAUGAUGAGGAUGGAUCAGAAGCUUCUGGUGACGAAGAAGACGACAGCGACGAAGAGGGGGAUAGCGAUGAAGAGGAAUCUGAGGAUGGCGGCACGAUCGAAACAAGAAUCAGCCGUCCAUUGUCUAAAAGAGAAAAGAAGAAGCAAAAGAGAAUCAACAAAGAUUUAAAAAGAAGCAAGAAGAAGACUGUUCCAGCUGCCGAGGAUCCUACGCUGAUUGAAGAAAGGAAAUUAAAAGCGGCCGCUGUGAGCUUGAGCCGAAUCCUCACCGACAAGGACUUUGCCAAAAUCGACGCUGCCCAGGUGAAAAAGACGUUGGAUGCCUCCAAAGCUCGUCAAAAGAGGAAACUCGCCGAUGACUUGGAUGACACAAUCAAAAGGGGUGAGUUGGUUCGGUUGGACGACAUUGAGAAAGUCUACAAGAAACGCCGCCACGAUAAGGAUUCUCGCCUCACAACAGUCUUGGAAGGACGGGCUGACCGUGAAAAGCCAACGAGGAAACCCAAACGUCAGAAUCCCAACGCCAGCACAACGAAUCGAGAGAAAAGCAAAAAGAAGAACUUCAUGAUGUUGAAACAGAAGGCCAAAGGGAAACAAAAGCGAUCCUUCAAAGAUAAGCAGAUCGCCCUGCGCAACGCGUUGCUCAAACAGAAGAAGAUGGGCUUGAAGAAAUAAGCCAACACCUAACGUGACUUGAUAAGGCAACAAAAUAAAACAUGAGGAGGGCGAAUGUAACGAAAAGGGUCUCGUAUUCAAAUAAACUGCUUCUCAUCGUC